UAAACUAACAUCCAUGUUACUAUAGUAACGAUAACGCUAUGAAGUUUGUCUGAAUAUAAAAAAUGCAUACAUUUUUAUAACCAAAAUAUAUUGAAAAGUUACUUAUUUAUGCACAAAAAAAUAAGAAAACUAUCAGAUCAAAUAAAUUAAAGGUGUAUAAUUAUGUCUAGUGUGUAGUACAUUUAUCAAUUAUGAGUUUAAUUUUCUCAACCGAAGAAGGAUGGAUAAUAUCUCAUUUAAAAUACCUUAAUAAUAUUUAUACAAAUGUAAAAAAUGACAAUACACAGUGUAAACUAAUUUUUAAUGAAAUAUUAUUUGAUAUAAAUUCUCAGUAUUUACGACAAAAUCAAACAAUUCAAUCAGAACAACAAGAAGGAAUUUCAUUACAAUGUAAAACUAAAAAAAGGAAACGUUUAAAACUUUUACCAGAUGAAGAUUUAAAAGAAAUAAAUUACAUCAAGAAAACAUUUAACAAAAUAAUUUCGAUUGUAAAAACAGAGGGAUUAUUUUCUACUAACGUAUCAUCUGAUAACAAUGAAGCAGCACGCUUGAUUUCACAAAAAUUUUAUCAGGACACAUUUUGCAAUAAAGAGGAAAAUUUUUAUGGUUGCAACGAUAUGGAAGUAGCUGUUACAUCAGAAUUAAAGGAAAAAAGAUAUGUUUUCCCUCAAAAAUGUAAAUUUUAUUGCUAUGAUGUGAGAGAUAUUGCAAAUAAACUGGGCCUAAAUAACCAAUAUGAUUUUAUAUUGUUGGAUCCUCCUUGGUGGAACAAGUCCAUAAGAAGGAAAAAAACCAAAUAUUCACAAGCUAGCUACAAAAUGAUGUAUAAUGAAGAAUUGGCUAAAAUACCAAUUGGCAAAUUAUUAUGUUCAAAUGGGAUUGUGGCAAUAUGGUGUACCAAUGCUCCAAGUCAUCUACAUAGUAUCUUUAAUGAUAUAUUUCCAUCAUGGGGUGUUACAUACAGAGCAAAAUGGUAUUGGGUAAAAAUUACUCAAGGAGGCAAUACAAUAUGUAAUUUCAAUUUUACUCCUGGUAAACAACCUUAUGAAUUGUUAGUUCUGGGAUCUGUAUUACAUGGAAAUGAAAUAAAUAUUCCUAAUGGUAAACUUUUGAUAAGUAUACCAAGUGCUGUACAUUCUCAUAAACCACCACUUACAGAAGUUAUGAAAGAUUAUCUUCCAAAUGAACCAAGAUGUUUAGAAAUAUUUGCUAGAUAUUUACUUCCUAAAUGGACAAGCUGGGGUCUUGAAGUAUUAAAAUUUCAACACUUAUCAUUAUAUACAAUGAUACAAGAAACAAAAGAAACUCAAAACAAUACUAACACAGAUGUAAAUAAGUUAAUUAAUUAGUAUUGAAUUAAAAAAAAAGAAAAUAUUCCAAUAUUGUUGAUUUUA
Messenger RNA from Frieseomelitta varia, 1394 nucleotides. It is a transcript of the gene Mettl4, whose product is annotated as N(6)-adenine-specific methyltransferase METTL4. Gene Ontology annotation, molecular function: methyltransferase activity; nucleic acid binding. The record is from RefSeq and is a predicted model, not a curated record. Bases 192 to 1349 code for a protein of 385 amino acids. The transcript is spliced from 5 exons. Lineage: Eukaryota; Metazoa; Arthropoda; Insecta; Hymenoptera; Apidae. Gene Ontology annotation, cellular component: nucleus; RNA N6-methyladenosine methyltransferase complex.